This is a messenger RNA of Vombatus ursinus (common wombat), 1596 nucleotides long. RefSeq names its product membrane associated ring-CH-type finger 4 (gene MARCHF4). Bases 87 to 1334 code for a protein of 415 amino acids. Lineage: Eukaryota; Metazoa; Chordata; Mammalia; Diprotodontia; Vombatidae. Gene Ontology annotation, biological process: protein ubiquitination. Gene Ontology annotation, molecular function: zinc ion binding; ubiquitin-protein transferase activity. The record is from RefSeq and is a predicted model, not a curated record. The transcript is spliced from 4 exons.
UACACUGUGGUCCCCCCACCUCCAUCCAGUCCCCCUAUCCCUAAAGACUCCAGUUGGGAGCUCAGCCCUCUCUCUACCAUAGGCACAUGCUAAUGCCCCUGAGUGGGUUCCUCUGGUGGUGGUGGUGGUGCUGCUGCUGGUACUGCUGUGGAGGGUAUUACCAGGCUCCCCAGAUGUUGCGCCACCAGGGUCUCCUCAAGUGCCGAUGUCGCAUGCUUUUCAAUGACCUGAAGGUCUUCUUGCUUCGGCGCCCACCGCCGACCCCGCUGCCCAUGCACGGUGACCCCCAGCCCCCUGGCUUGGCAGCCAACAACAACACCCUCCCAGCCCUGGGUGCUGGUGGAUGGGUAGGCUGGAGAGGUCCUCGAGAGGGGACCAAUGGGGAGAUCCCUCCUCUGCCACCUCCACCACCCUUGCCACCCUCCUCUGCAGAGGACGACUGGGAUGGCCAGGUUGUGGAGCCACCUGCCUCCCUGCUCAGCAGCACCUCCUCAGAUGACUUCUGUAAAGGGAAGGCUGAGGACCGCUAUUCACUUGGCAGCAGCCUGGACAGUGGCAUGAGGACCCCCCUCUGCAGGAUCUGCUUCCAGGGCCCUGAACAGGGGGAGCUGCUGAGUCCCUGUCGCUGCGACGGGUCAGUCAAGUGCACACACCAGCCCUGCCUGAUAAAGUGGAUCAGCGAGAGGGGCUGCUGGAGCUGUGAAUUGUGUUACUACAAGUACCACGUCAUUGCCAUAAGCACAAAGAAUCCUCUGCAGUGGCAGGCCAUUUCUCUGACGGUCAUUGAGAAAGUCCAGAUUGCAGCAGCCAUCCUGGGUUCUCUCUUCCUCAUUGCCAGCAUCUCUUGGCUCAUCUGGUCCACCUUCAGUCCCUCGGCCAAAUGGCAGCGCCAGGACCUCCUAUUCCAGAUCUGCUAUGGGAUGUAUGGCUUCAUGGACGUGGUGUGCAUAGGCUUGAUCAUCCACGAGGGGCCAUCUGUGUACCGGAUCUUUAAACGCUGGCAGGCUGUGAACCAGCAAUGGAAAGUGCUGAACUAUGACAAGACAAAGGACAUCGAGGACCAGAAGGCCGGCGGCAGGACAAACCCCAGGACCUCCUCAUCCACACAGGCCGACGCCGCUGCCUCCUCAGAAGAGGAGGCUGUGGGCAACCCUGCCCAGGGCGAUGGUGGCGGUGGCGGAGGGAACCGGCCCCCCAGUCACCCCUCUGGCCCUCUGGCCGAUCACCACUGUGCUUACACCAUCCUGCACAUCUUGAGUCACCUGAGACCUCACGAGCAGCGCAGCCCCUCUGGUGGCAACCGAGAGCUUGUCAUGAGGGUCACCACGGUCUGAGAGCAGGAAGCGGGAGGGAGGCCUUAACCUUGAGAGCCUGGGAGCCCGAGACCAGCUGGAGGGAAGGAGAGGGAGCAGAGGUGGACACACGUGGGCACGCAUCACCAGAGGGGCGGGAGAGCAGGCUGGAGAGGGUGCGGGAUGAGGAGAGGCUGGGGGAGUGGGGAGAAGAAGGCAGGAUGCCUUCAUAGGAGUCCUCCAAGGCAUCAGCCUGGUCUGGUCCUAGGUCAGAUGGCAAGAAGGAGCCCUCUGGGCAUUUGGU